This is a messenger RNA of Linum trigynum, 2588 nucleotides long. The record is from the annotation of a GenBank genome assembly. NCBI's taxonomy places the organism in Eukaryota, Viridiplantae, Streptophyta, Magnoliopsida, Malpighiales, Linaceae.
CAGGUUCACCCAAGAUGUCCAGUGUGCUGGGCCGAAUCAGAAACGUUAGAGCAUCUCUUUCUCUUUUGUCCGGUGGCGAGGGCACUUUGGGACCUCUCGGGAUUGGAGUUUCUAGGCCAGGGUUUGCCUACCCAUACUUUCCCUCUGUUUCUGAAACGUGUAAUGGCUCUCAUUCAGCAACCGGAUUUGCUCAUGGCAAUGGUGGCGGUCCUCUGGCGGAUAUGGCGUUCUCGGAACUGGGUGGUGUUUGAAGGCAAACAGUUUGGGAUCCCAGCUUUGAUGCAAAAAUUUUCCCAACAGUAUGAGGAAUGGGUGAGCCUGCCACUGGACCAAAGUCUGCCAUCACCCAGAACGUCUAUCCCCCUGGCUCCACCAGUAGGCGAUACUAGGGUCGUCUGUUUCUGGGAUGGGGCUACCAGGCAGGGUGCUCCCUCAGCUGGUGGUAUGGUGCUUAUGACCUCGAGUCAUGAUCUGCUGCUGGCUAGGGGGGUCAGAUUUCCUGAUAUGAGGGACCCGAUGGUAGUUGAGCUUCUAACUCUUCGGGAGGCUAUUGGCUGGUGUUUGGGGCUGGGGUUUGCGAUGGUUAGGUUUGAGGGGGAUGCCAAGGUGGUUAUCGAUAAGGUGAAUUCGUGGCAGGCUGAUGAUAACCGGGUGGGGGCUAUUCUGGAAGAAGUUCUUCACUACUUUGAGUCUUAUCCGGGGUUGAGUGUUCGGUUUGUAGGUCGGAAUAACAAUAGGAUAGCCCAUAGGGUGGCUAGGAAGGCCCUUUCUUUGUCUCCGGCUAUGAGUCGUGUUUUUGAUUUCCAGACCUGGCUGGGAACCAGGAUGUAAUUAUCUGUUCUUGAAUCAAUAUAAGAUUAUUUUUUGUAAAAAAAAAAAAAAAACUUGGCAUGCUAAUUCUGCAAACUGCACGUGAGAACAAGGACAAUCGUCACCUGUCGGGUUCAGAGAAGAGAGUUUUCUUUCUAUGGAAGUUCCUGGGUGUGAAGAACCAGUUGAUCCCAAUAAUUCGAGUUGUUGGGAGAGGUUCAAUCGUGGAUCAUAUACCACAACACCGUGGAUCAUAUACCACAACACUAACACGCCCCCUCAAACGAAAGCCACUCACAAGGGCUUGAAGUUUGCACAGGUCUGAAGACAAGAAUACCAUGUGCUUAACAAAUGGGGGUCACCGGGUAUUGAACACAAGACCUCUCGGUCACAGAAUGCUCUGAUACCAUGUCAAGAACCAGUUGAUCCUAAUAACUCGAGUUGUUGGAAGAGGUUCAAUCGUGGAUCAUAUACCACAACACCGUGGAUCAUAUACCACAACACUAACACUGGGGAUAAUUCAUUUUAUCUCCACCCCUAUCUUGGUAUUCUUAGUUGAAUUAAUACAUUCAAAGAUGAUCUUUGAUAAGGAGAAUUGCACCCUCCGUAGCACUUUUUUUGUGGGCACACCCACUUUCUACAAGGUUCGACUUUAGUUCUUUGGUUAGUAUCUGUUGGAAAUGUAUAUGAAUAGUUUUGAAAGCUAUAGAGUCUAUAGUGGAAAAACUACCACAUUGGUAGUUUUACUUGGUGAAAUGUGUAUAAAGAUAGGAGCCUCUCUCCUAAGGGCAUGCCCCUUGGGGUGACCCACUUUUGUGGGAGAGGGAGGACCUAACGGAUCACCACACGCGGGCGCGGGCCGUCUGACCGUCCGACCGGUUGGUUGGUUGGUCGGCUCACUUGAGACUAUAUAUAUAUUUUUGGAGAAAUUCCGAACGAAAUUAAUUAUCUAAUAAUUAAUUAUUAAUCGGUUAUUCUGAGGAAUAUUCUAAGGAUAAUUGACUAAAACGGAAUAUUCGAAGGAUAAUCCCUCCGGGUUUAUCUUAACCGACGGUUUUAAUUAAGGAAGUAAUUAUCUUCCUUAAUUAAUCCGACUUAUUCCCCAAGCAAGAGGGUAUAUUCCUAGGGGUUCGGCUCCUAUAAAUAGCCGCCUCCCCAGCCCCUCUAAACACAUCACAACGAGCAGAAACACAAUAGAGAGAGUGUUUAGAGAGCUUCGGUUUUCGCACAAAACCGCUAGUAUUGAGAGGAGCUGUUUUAUCCUGGAGACGACCGGUUGAUAGUCUGCCGUGCGCAACGUAGGCAGUACCGCGAACGUCUUAAAGAGAGCGACCUAGUCCGCAACUCAGCUCCAGAUUCGGUAACCUCGUUCCUUUUGUUGUUCCGUUCCUAACAGUAUCUAUUCACAAUCUAACCAUUUGUUAACAAGUUUUUUUCUCGUCAAAAGCCGACAGAAGAUCGAGAAUCAGCUAUGCUUCAUAAGGCACUCUACCUUUGGAUUUGGUCUCUAGUUUUGGCUGGUAGGUUAGAUUGUAUAUCUUCAUGUUUCGGCAUGUGUUAUACUUCCUGAAAUUGUAUUCUUUAGCAUCGAAACCAUUAGUAUAUGGAGGUUCUCGGCGAGGAACUCACCAAUUCCAAUUUCCCCUGUGCAGAGGGCGAAGGGACCUUAAGGUAAAAACACAAUUAAAUCAUAUGGGCUAUACAAAGUAGAGAAGGGAGGACGGAUGGGCUUAGCUAAAAAAAUUCAUACGAGGUCAUAAUGAAUAAAAAAGGAUUUA